Molecule: messenger RNA, 877 nt
Organism: Cajanus cajan (pigeon pea)
Lineage: Eukaryota; Viridiplantae; Streptophyta; Magnoliopsida; Fabales; Fabaceae
Source: RefSeq, a predicted model, not a curated record
UUCAUGACAAUCUUUUGCAACAAUUUCUUAUCUAAUCAUCGUUCUUACUAUGAUGAUACAGUUCUCCUCCUACGUCAAUCUUUGAGCGGUAAUGUCACUCAAACUCAUCAUGAGAACUUGUUUUUGCUUUCUGGUGAGAGAUUUCAGAAUAGGGUCAAAUUAGACUGGCCAAAUAUAUUUCAAGAGCAAAAUCUAGCGAAUUCUUAUAUACAUAUUUUGGGUCAUGCUAGUAUUAAUGGAUUUCUUUGUGUCAACAACCUAUAUUCCACAAUUGGACUGUGGAACCCAACUACCGAAGAAUUGAAGAUCCUUCCUCCUAGCCCAAACAAGUUUAUACCAUCUAAUUUAGUUUAUUCAGCUGAUCCAUGUGGAUUUGGCUAUGACCGUGAUACGGAUGACUAUAAGGUGAUUAGUCAUGUAGAAUUUGUUCUAUUUAUUGAACAUGAAAACUGGAAUCAUGAAAAUGAACAUCGUGACCCUUUCUGGGAGAUAUAUAGCCUGAGAAGUAACUCUUGGAAGAAUCUUGAGGUCGAUGUCGAUGUACCCUGCAGUGAUAGGGUUGACUAUUUGUAUUUGGAUGGAAUGUGUCAUUGGCAAGGUGGUGGUUACUUGGUGUCGUUUGACUUAAGCAACGAGUCGGUGUGAAGGAAUCAUGGACUAAACUUUUCAUUGUUGAGCCCUUGCCUUACAUUCUACAUUCUAUCGGAGCUGGGAAGAAGGGGGAUAUUUUUUUCCGAAGUAAAGAUGAAGAACUAGUCAGGUAUGAUUUAAAUACUCACAUGAUUGAGGAGCUUGAUGUUAAAGGGAUCGAUAGAUCUUGUCAGAUUGUAAUUUAUAAGGAAAGUCAUCUUUCAAUCAACACAAUAAAUAAUUAAUU